Fonsecaea multimorphosa CBS 102226 is the source of this 780-nucleotide messenger RNA. RefSeq lists its product as uncharacterized. The transcript has 2 exons. Lineage: Eukaryota; Fungi; Ascomycota; Eurotiomycetes; Chaetothyriales; Herpotrichiellaceae. Bases 1 to 780 code for a protein of 259 amino acids. The record is from RefSeq and is a predicted model, not a curated record.
AUGGCUGGACAGAUCGCUAUCGUGUUUGGUGCGGGAAAACAGAUCGGCUUAUGCGCAGUGGAGGAGUUUAAGAAGAAGGGCUACAAGGUUGCGGCUGUUGCUCGAUCACUGGAAGCAGGGGAAAGAGACGGCGUCCUUUACAUACCCGCUGACCUGACCUCGCUCUCCACCGUCGGCGACGCAUUUGAAGCGGUCCGGAAGAGAUGGGGCGAGCCAAGCGUGGUCAUCUACAAUGCCUUUAGAAUGUAUUGGACGAAAGAGUCCAGCACGUUCGACGUCCCGACAGACGUCUUCGUCAAGGACAUGGAGGUCAAUACCACCUCUGCUUUCAUCGCGUUAAAGGAAGCCCUGGCCAGUUUCGCAACCCUCCCCAAGGAGGCCCCGAAGACUUUCAUCUACACCGGCAACAUACUGAACGAGGGGCCACUCGCAGGGGUCUUGACACUCGGCAUGGGAAAAUGCGCCUCGGCACAUAUGGUUGAGCUGGCUGACUCGCGCUAUCGCGACCAGAACACUCGUUUCUUCUUUGUGGAUGAGCGCGAUGAGCAUGGCGUUCCUAUGUUCACAGGUGCGAGCCCUCAGGGACAUGCCGACAUGUUCUUGUCGCUGGCCCACCGGAGUGCAGGCGACGUACCCUGGCAGAUCACUUUUGUUACCGGCAAAGGUUACGUGGAAUUCCCGCACAAGGUCAUCUUGCCGACAGAUAACUCAACCUACACGACUGACACGACGAAGGCGGUAGACUCAUCAGUAUUGGGCACAUCUCAUACUAGGCAUUGA